Molecule: messenger RNA, 1182 nt
Organism: Rhagoletis zephyria (snowberry fruit fly)
Lineage: Eukaryota; Metazoa; Arthropoda; Insecta; Diptera; Tephritidae
Source: RefSeq, a predicted model, not a curated record
CGUCUGGUGGACCACUUUGCGCAGCAGUUCAAUCGGGUCAACAACCGGGACAUGACGACGAACAGGCGCGCCCUUCGCCGGCUGCGAACCGCUUGCGAGCAGGCCAAGCGAGCCCUCUCCGCCGCCACCUGGGCCACAGUGGAGGUGGACGCGCUCUUCGAGGGCAUCGACUUCAGCGCCAAGAUCACCCGGGCUCGCUUUGAGGAGCUCUGCUCGGACCUCUUCGCCUCGACGCUGGAGCCGGUGGGCAGGGCGCUGGCCGACGCGAAGCUGGAGAAGAGCCAAAUUCAGGAGAUCAUUCUCGUCGGUGGCUCGACGCGCAUUCCCAAGGUGCAGAAGCUGCUGCAGGACUUCUUCAACGGAAAGGAGCUCAACCGGUCGAUCAACCCCGAUGAGGCGGUCGCCUACGGAGCGGCCGUCCAGGCGGCCAUUCUCGGCGGCGGCGUCGGUGACGCCUCCUCCCCCCUGGAGCUGACGGACAUCCUCCUCGUCGACGUGACGCCCCUGUCGCUGGGCAUCACCGUCAAGGGCGACCUGAUGGCGAACAUCAUUCCGCGGAACAGCGCCAUUCCGGCGCGCAUGACGAAGCCCUUUGCGACCUGUUUCGACAACCAGACGGCCAUCUGCAUCAAGGUGCUGGAGGGCGAACGGGCGCAGAUGAAGGACAACCACCUCCUCGGCGAGUUCAGGGUGGAGGGCAUUCCGCGGGCGCCGCGCAAGGAGGGCAAGGUGGACGUCACCUUCUUCCUCGACGCCAACGGCCUGCUGGAGGUGACGGCCACGGUGAAGAGCAACAACAAGCAGCGCAGCAUGCUGAUCAACAACAGCGACCGAAGUCGCCUCUCCGCCGAGCAGAUUGAGCGCAUGAUGGGCGAGGCGAGGCGCUUCAAGGCGGAGGAUGACCGCCAGCGGGAGCGAGUGAAGGCCUUCAACGGCCUCGAGGACUACGCCUACGAGCUGAAGGGCGCUCUGGAGGGAGUGGCCGGCGCCGCCGCCGCUGCUGCUGUCGCUGCUGGGGCGCGACUGUCUGCCAAGGAGCGAGGCGACGCCCUGCAGGCGGUGGCGCAGACCUUGGCCUGGCUGGGCCGAAACUCACUCGCCGACAAGGAGGAGAUUGACUACGAAAGGGACCAGCUGGAGGCGGCUUGCAAGACGGCGAUGGUCAAGCUGGGCAGGCGCUAG